This is a messenger RNA of Strongyloides ratti, 1095 nucleotides long. Its product is annotated as Zinc finger, C2H2 domain-containing protein. Lineage: Eukaryota; Metazoa; Nematoda; Chromadorea; Rhabditida; Strongyloididae. The coding region runs from base 1 to 1095 and encodes 364 amino acids. The transcript has 3 exons. The record is from RefSeq and is a predicted model, not a curated record.
AUGCUAAGCGCCAAUAAUAUAAUACGGUGUAAAAUGGGUAGAAAGCAUGCGGUGAUAGAAAAUUCUCCAUUAUCAGCAUUCUCACAUACUUUUACUGUUCAUCAAGAAUGUAUGAAUUUAACAGAUUUCAAACAUAUGUUACUAAAUGUCUUUUCAAAUAAAAAUAAAAUAUCAGAUACUGUUAAAUAUAUUUGCCCAAUGCCAAACUGUGAUAAAUUGUUUUUAAUUAAAGAAGAAUUACAAUUUCAUAUGGAUUGUUGUCAUAAAUCUGUUGAUGAAAAUGAUUUACUUUGUACAGAGGUUCCUGAUAUGCUUGAAAAUGAGGAAGAAAUUUUACCUACAUUUGAAAUGAUUCAUAAAAAAAAGGCAAAAAAAUUUACCCGACUUCAGGAAGUUGCCAUUCAAGUUUAUGGAGAAUUAGAUAUGGAAAGAAGGUGUAUAUUAUCAAAAAAAAAAUUUGUACCAUUUGAAAGUGGUUGUUUAAAUAUUUUUAAGGAUAAAGAAAAUUACACUUUAAAGGAGAGUAGUAAUAAAAAAUAUAGCCAAAAUACAUCACCAAAGAGAAAAAUUAAUGAUACCAUUUCAUCAGAUUUAUUAUUAGCAUUUCAAAAAAGAAAAUCAAAAUGUCCAAAGUUGAUUGAUAUUAAUAAAACAAAAAAAUCAGACAUCUUAAGUAUGUCUUCAAUUUUAGAAAAAAAUGAAUACCUCAAUGAUAUGAUAAAAUAUCAAUAUUUAGUUGAUCAAAAGUUACCAUACAUAAUAAACUUUACUGAUUUAACUUUUAAAAAUUGUACUUUACCUGGUCUUUACUCCAAGGAUAAAUAUUCUACGUCAACUGUUAAAUUACUCAAAAGUAAUGGUAUAAAACAAGAUAUUUUAACAAAACAAAAUAUAAAAGAACAUGAAAUUAUUGAAUUAAGGAAAUCAUUAAAAAAUCAAGAUGAUCUUAAUAAAUUAUUUGGAAUUAAUGUCAAAUUGAGUAGGACAAGAUACUGUGAUCAGGUAUUCAAGAUAGCCUCAAAUUUUAUUUUGAAAUUAUCAUCUAGUCCAGAAAAAAUUUUUAAUCCAAAUGAUAAUUUCAGGAUAAUUAUUUAA